Messenger RNA from Laetiporus sulphureus 93-53, 1195 nucleotides. Its product is annotated as NAD-P-binding protein. The record is from RefSeq and is a predicted model, not a curated record. The coding region runs from base 16 to 1125 and encodes 369 amino acids. NCBI's taxonomy places the organism in Eukaryota, Fungi, Basidiomycota, Agaricomycetes, Polyporales, Laetiporaceae. The transcript is spliced from 9 exons.
CUCGUUUCUAUGCUAAUGGGUCGCACAGCCACGUGCCUCAUCGGCGCCCGGAUUCUGUCCUGCACAGCUGCAACCGUCGCAUCAUCUCGCAUCCUGCUCCGCUCUUCCAACACAAUCAUGCUAUUCUUCUCCAAGACUUUUGACCCUGCGCGCGAUCUGCCUGACCUCAAAGGCAGAGUGAUCAUCGUCACCGGAGGAAACGGCGGGAUCGGAUACGCGACCAUCCAGCACCUCGCGCGGCAUGGUGCGAAGGUGUAUAUGGCAACGCGGAGCGAGGACAAGGGGGGUGCGGCGAUUGCGCGUCUGACGAAGGAGGGGCUCGCGCCCGGCAAUGGUGAAGUGCAUUGGCUCAAGCUGGACUUGAGCGAUCCGCGCCUCGCCAAGGCUUCUGCAGAAGAGUUCAUGCGAAAGCAAGAGAGACUGGACGUACUGAUCAAUAACGCUGCUAUGCCGCGUAGUCCAUACACGAAGACACAUGAUGGUAUACAGGACAUCAUGAUGGUGAACCAUCUCAGCCCAUUCGUCUUCACCAUUACACUUCUCCCUUUGCUUACCAAGACAGCAAGCGACCCACAAACCGACGUGCGCAUUGUCAACGUCUCCUCAAAUGCGAUGAGAUUCCUACGACGCGGAGUCCGCUUCCGCAACGCAGAUGACUUCAAUGACGAGCACAACGGCGAGCUAUCGCCCGACAUGGCUAGAUAUGCGCGAAGCAAGCUGGCAACCGUGCUCUUCACUACGCAGCUUCAGAAGCGCCUAGAUACCCUGGGCUUGCCUAUCAUCACGAUGGCGCUCCACCCCGGGCUCGUCCGUACAGAAGGGGUGCAGAACGAUCUCGCGCGCCAGCCGCCCGUAAUCUCACACAUCGCCUCUGCGGUGGUCUAUAUGUCCUGGGCGACUCCGUCGCGUGGCGCAUACACCUCUGUCUUUGCUGCGGUGUCGCCGCUUGUGCGUGAGCAGGAACAGCUGUACAAGGGCGCAUACCUGCAGCCUCCUGGGCGGCUCUCUGCGCCUCCGAAUGAAGAUGCAAGGAAGCCAGAGCUGGCGGAGGAGCUGUGGAAUACCACAGAAGAGAUCUUGAGGAACAAUGGGCUGGACGUGGGAAGUGAGGGUGCUCAGGCAUAAAGUCUCGAAUCUGGUAGUAGUUAGCACGUCCUGGUCUGAUUAUAUGACGAUCAAACUUUUCAGACAGACG